Messenger RNA from Calliphora vicina (urban bluebottle blowfly), 2531 nucleotides. RefSeq names its product protein-glucosylgalactosylhydroxylysine glucosidase. The record is from RefSeq and is a predicted model, not a curated record. Gene Ontology annotation, biological process: carbohydrate metabolic process. Bases 20 to 2233 code for a protein of 737 amino acids. The transcript is spliced from 12 exons. Lineage: Eukaryota; Metazoa; Arthropoda; Insecta; Diptera; Calliphoridae. Gene Ontology annotation, molecular function: hydrolase activity, hydrolyzing O-glycosyl compounds.
UCACAGUAAGACAACCACUAUGCGAUUAUUUUCCAAAAUUUUAUUUUUGUUGUACUUCCAUUUGGAAAAUGUAUCAAGUUCAUUGCAAAUAGAUAAAACAUUUUUGUUAAAACCCAAAAGCCUUCCAAGUGACUUAAAUUUCAUGCCUUCUUUGUCAAACGGACACUUGGGUUUUACGAUCUUUGGUGAUGCCAUCUAUAUGAAUGGUGUUUAUAAUGGCCAAAAGGGUAAUAGUCGCCGGGCACGUUUACCAAACUGGCUAAAUAUCACAGCUGGUAUUUUAAAUACUCAAACUAAAACCUAUUUUCAACCGGAUAAUAUUGAAUACACAAUGAACUUGUAUGAGGGUGUGUAUGAAUGGAUGGAAUAUUAUAAACUUUUUAACUUGGUUUUGAAGCAGAGAGUUUACGCUCAUCGUUAUUUUAAUAGGGCCUUAAUAUGUGAGAUAAUAGUAUUAAGAGAAACGGCACCAGAACCUAUAACCAUUGAACUACAUCAAUAUCCUGGAUCAAAUACUCAAGCCUUUGAUGUAGUAAACGAAAACUCCAAUGUAGCUAACAUAAAAAUGGUCCGAGCUACAACUAAAGAGGUGGAAAAUGAAUAUCUCCAACUAAACCGCACUAGCAUUUACGUGGCAUUUAGUGAUACCUUUCCGGAAAAUAAGAAAAUCUUUAAACUGAACUCUGGUCAAAAGUCUUUAUAUUAUAGAUUUGUAUUAACAGCUGAUUUAGACAAAUCAGUAGCUUUGAAGGAAAUAGAAAAUGUUCUUAGUUUAACCAAGCAAGAUCUGCUUGAAAAACACACGUCUAGAUGGCAGCAGUUUUGGAAUGAUUUUCAAAUAAAAGUGGAAGGUAAUCUAGAAUUGUCUAAAAUCAUCAAUGCUGGCAUAUUUUACAUGGGCAGCUGUUUGCCUUCUUUGGAGACUAAUCAGAAAAAUAACCUCUACUUUGGCUUAAGUCCCACUGGUUUAGGGCGUGGUCAAUUGGAUGCUGACUAUGAGGGUCAUAAUUUUUGGGAUACUGAAAUAUGGAUGUUGCCAGCUGUAACACAACUACAACCUCUUUGGUCACAAGAACUUUUCAAAUAUCGUCUGGAUCACUUGCAAGGUGCUCUAUAUAAUGCCAAUAAAACGGGAUACACAGGAGCAAGAUUUCCUUGGGAAAGCGCUUAUACUGGCACAGAAGCCACCAAUCCAUGUUGCCCUGAAGUGGCCACGCAGGAAAUACACAUUUCAGCUGAUAUUGCAGUUGCUUUGCAACAGUUUUACGCAACCACCUACAAACGUGACUGGCUGUGUAGCACAGCCUGGCCACUGGUUCGUGAGAUAGCGACAUUUCUGCAAAGUCGUGUGACUUGGCAGAAAGAAACAAAACAGUAUCAUAUUCAAAAUGUCAUGGGUCCUGAUGAAGAUCAUGAGAACGUUGACGACAAUGUCUAUACAAAUGUGGUGUUUAAAAAAGCUUUGGAAUUUGCCAGAUUCACCCAUUUAACAUGCGACCCUAAUGCAAAUGUAUCCUCUAUGGAUUGGUUAAAUAUAGCCAACAAUAUUUUUAUUUUGUAUGACAAUGCUAGGGAUUAUCAUCCCCAACAUUUGGGCUAUAAGCCAGGCGAUCUAGUAAAACAAGCCGACACCAUAUUAUUGGGUUAUCCGUUACAAUAUCCCAUGCAAAAUUCAACACAUUUCAAUGACUUGUGUAUGUACGAAAAUGUAACUCGCCACUCGGGUCCAGCUAUGACUUGGUCUAUGUUUUCCAUAAACUAUUUGGAUGUUGGUUUGACUACGAAAGCUGCAGCUUAUUUUGAAAUGGCUUACACAAAUUAUGUACGACCAGAAUUUAAGGUUUGGAGUGAAACUAAAAUUGGUUUUCAAGGGUCUGCUAACUUUCUUACCGGCAUUGGAGGAUUUUUGCAAACAAUCAUUCAUGGUUAUGGUGGCAUAAGAUUUCAAUUAGAAAAUAAUUCAGCAAAAAUGUUAAUCAAACAAACUAAUUCAAUGCCCAAUACCAAGCAAUUAACCAUCAAAGGUAUUAAAUUCGCAAACUCCUCAUUUGAGUUAAAAAUAGUAAAAUCUGGAGAGAAUACCCUGAAAUUAUUAAAAUUGGGUGAUCAACCUUUAGAAAUAAUAAUUGGAACGAAUAACAAAGCCUCAAAUUUAUAUGAAGGAUUUUCAAUUCAAUUCCAAACUGAAUUCAUAAUUAUACAAACUAUAACAAGAGUAGCCAAAAAUAAAUGAAAAAGUAUGUAUGUAUGUAUAUAAUAUAUAAAUCUUACAUAAAUAUUAUAAUUAUAAAAAAAAAAAUGUUUAAAUUGCAAGUGACACAUAUAAUAAUAUGAAACUGAUAUAAUCUAGAUAAGUUGCUAAGUUAUGGUCACAUUGCCCAAAUAGACUUAACGUGACCAUAUUUUUAUUAUGGAGAGCAAGUUUUAUGGUAAAAAGUAAGUUAAAAAAUGACUAUUGCAAAUAAACUGUGUAUGUAUGGGGGUUUAUUUUUGGUUAAAUUCAAAUUCCAGCAGAUCAUUACCGAAAAUAU